AUGGACAUGGGAGACCCCCCAAUAGUCGAGGAUGAGCAUUCUUCUUCUGAUAACGAGCAAAAGCAGCCCAAACCUCUACCCGCAGACUUGCCGACGUCGCUGGACGACCGGCGACGAGCGUCAGAAUACGCGGGGGAGACGGAAAUGUAUGACGGAUGGCAAGGACAAACCCAAUAUUUGGCCACUCCGAUAGCCACGAAACCGCUAUCAUUCAGCCUUGCCCUUGACGACCAUUCACACGAUGAAGAGCACGAAAUGCGCGCCCGUUUCGCUCAGUCAUUUUACGAACGAGACGACGACGAAACAACAGCCCGACUGGAGGAUAGUGAUGCCCGGUUAAUGGAGAUGUUGGCGGCACAGGCUGCCCACCGAGAGAUGACCUCGCUAGCUGCGGAUGAAGACGAUAUCGCAUUGGAUGAGAAGCUGUCGGACGAAGAGAAGACCGGUAUACUACAAAAGAGCUUGAACAUGGCGGCGAGCAAUGGCGAUGUGGAGCGAGUGCAGAAAUUAGUUAAUGGCGAAGCCAGGAAAUAUGUGGAUGUCAACAAGCCUGAUGAGGAGGGGGCUGUGCCAUUAAUAUAUGCCAGCUGCUUCGGACAUCAAGAUGUCGUUUCAGCACUUCUCGACACUGGUGCAUUUGUUGACAAACAGGAUCGCAAUCAAUGGAGCGCUUUAAUGUGGGCAAUGACAAAUCGACACAAGACAAUAGCAAAAAUUCUCCUCGAUCACGGUGCAUCACCCGACAUCAAAUCUUCUUCUGGUGGAACGGCGUUGGACUUUUUACAGCCAGGGACAGACAUUUCGCAGUAUCUUCACGAUAAUGGGUAUAACAUAGGGGCCGCUGGUAUCGAGGACGAUUUUUAUGACUCAGGGUUUGGCCACGGCCGUUUUGAGGAAGAAAUGGCACAGAAUGAAUUGAAACGUCGCAUGAUGAUGGAAGAGAGCGCACUGAAUCUCGAGGUCGAUCUAUCAAGUCUUGGGCUAGACGAAAAGAUGGAAGAGCCAGAUGAGUUUGAAGAUGAUCAACAAGAAUUCGUCUGGGACCGAUGCCUGAAUGACCAAAUGUUUGUGUUUCAAGAGAACGAGUUGGAGAAAAUUUUGGAUAUGAUAAUCACGAAUAUGACGCCGCAACGAUCGCCGUCACAAAAGCCAGUACCAGCCAAUUUGCUCUUUCUGAGCGCCCGAUAUGCUCAUUAUCAUGCGAGUCCUGAACUAUUGGAACAGCUGCUUAUGUCUGCGACGGACAAGAUCAAUGAUGUUGUCGAGCGUCAUCAAUGGGAUAUGACUAUACUUGCCUUCUGGAUCUCAAAUGCUACUUUGCUUCUCCAUUAUCUGAAGAAGGACACGGGGCUCAUGGAGUCUACCGUUGAAUUCCAGCUCCAUCUCGCCGAGCUGAUCAAUGAGAUUUUUAUUCUAAUCAUUCGCGACGCGGAGCGCCGCAUGAACCGGGUACUGGACCAAGCGAUGCUCGACCAUGAAACCAUACCGGGACUCAGCGAUGUCACUUUCCAAAAUGAAUGGAAAAUAUUCAAAUCGAAAUCAAAGCCAAAGGUCGAGCCUCUCGAGAAACGAUUUCGCCCACCAUCACCAAAGCGCCGAGCGCAGGUAUCGCCCCGCAAUAUCACUUCUCUUCUGUCAUCUACGUUGUUUGUCCUGGAUCUAUAUGAUGUGCAUUCAGUGAUCACAACGCAAAUAAUUUCGCAAUUACUCUUCUGGCUCGGUGCAGAACUCUUUAACCGCAUUAUGCUGACCAAGAAAUACCUGGCGCGGACGAAAGCAAUGCAAAUUCGGAUGAACGUAUCUGCGAUCGAAGAAUGGGCACGAAACAGCAAUAGGAGGCCAGAGCAUUAUGAGAACGGAUCAAUGUCAACGACAGGCGACACCACAGUCGACUCGGCUCGGAAACACCUUGCGCCUGUUAUCCAGCUGCUCCAAUGGCUCCAGUGCUUCUCCUCAUUGGGCGACGACCACGAAGCGCUCAUCACUACAUUAUUACAAUUACAACAACUGACGCCAACCCAGCUUCUACAGGCCGUCAAAUCAUACCGCGCCGAAGUCGGUGAGAAGGGCCUGACGAAAAGCGCAAUGAAAUUUCUUCUCAGCCUCCAGCAUGACCCCGACUUGUUAUAUCGCGAACACAUGAAACUCCAACAACCAGACGCUAUCCCACCUGCCACCGCCGACAAUCGCAAUUCUCUUCCCCCUCCUCCGUCUGCUGUUCCUUCAUCAUCAUCAUCAUCACCCCCACCAUCAACACCACAACAUUCAACGCCAAAUCCAGUCCCAGAGCCUCCCCCCACCAAAGUACCCCCUGAAAAUAACUACCAUAAUGAUAAUAUCAGCCCGUCAACUCCCCGAAACAGCGCCCUUCAUCAAUCACCCAUUUUGGUCCCCUCGCCAAAUUUCCACCACUCUACAGGCCCCGAAACAUAUCUUCUCGACCCAUCCAUGACACUGCCUUUCUAUCUACCAACCAGCACAGAUAUGCUGAUCAGCUACGGUGCCGGCUUCGGUGGGACGAAUAAAGAGCGAGCGAGGAAGUAUGUCCCCACUGUACCGACAGAAGUGCUGAGUCGGUUCGAUCGGGUAUGA
This is a messenger RNA of Talaromyces proteolyticus, 2592 nucleotides long. Its product is annotated as DIL and ankyrin domain protein. The coding region runs from base 1 to 2592 and encodes 863 amino acids. The record is from RefSeq and is a predicted model, not a curated record. The transcript has 4 exons. NCBI's taxonomy places the organism in Eukaryota, Fungi, Ascomycota, Eurotiomycetes, Eurotiales, Trichocomaceae. Gene Ontology annotation, molecular function: GTPase binding.